Procambarus clarkii (red swamp crayfish) is the source of this 603-nucleotide messenger RNA. The record is from RefSeq and is a predicted model, not a curated record. NCBI's taxonomy places the organism in Eukaryota, Metazoa, Arthropoda, Malacostraca, Decapoda, Cambaridae.
AUGAAUGUGGAGAGGGGUUGGUGCGUGCUGUGGGUGGCCCACUCCCGCCCACCACCUGCUCUCUUCACACUCUCCCGCCCACCACCUGCUCUCUUCACACUCUCCCGCCCACCACCUGCGCUCUUCACACUCUCCCGCCCACCACCUGCUCUCUUCACACUCUCCCGCCCACCACCUGCUCUCUUCACACUCUCCCGUCCACCACCUGCUCUCUUCACACUCUCCCGCCCACCACCUGCUCUCUUCACACUCUCCCGCCCACCACCUGCUCUCUUCACACUCUCCCGCCCACCACCUGCUCUCUUCACACUCUCCCGCCCACCACCUGCUGUUCACAUUACACCAGUGUUCACAUUUCAUCAGUGUUCACUUUACAUCGUGUUCACAUCUGGUACAGUAUCGACACCGUCGCUGGAGUAUGAAGUGGCGAUUUCAGCGCCAACCAUGGUUCUGCACUCCAACUCCCCAGUAUUGGAUGCUACAUACCCAAAGCCAUGUUGGUGGUGGCGUGGUAUCGGUGGCUCCAGUUUUCUGCUUCAGUCAGAAGAGGAGGUCGAUGAUGUUGACCUCUGGUGGGUGGGGUAUCGAGAUCACGCAAUCUAG